AAAGAGUGGUUGACUUGUUCCUUGUUGUGGUUGUCAUGUUCCUGAAGGAUUGUUCUAAUGAAAAAUCUGGUCCAACCUUGAGGAUCAUAAUCAAUCUGGUUUUAACUCGACCCACCCAAAGGAUUAAGGAAUGGAUCAGGACAACUUAAAUGCUGCUAAUGCUAUUAAUGCUGGCGAUCUUAUUCCGCCUCCGGCACAAGUAGAACCACAAAGGGACACAAAUAUUGCUCAGGAUGAUGAAGGCUUAGCACCAUCAAUCGCGAGAGAGUUAUUAAUGCUUUCUCGCGGUAGUCCCAAUUAUGGCACCCUUUGUAUUUACAGAGUACCUGAAAAAUAUCGUAACCAGAAUCAAGAAGCUUAUACGCCCCGAUUGGUUUCAAUAGGCUUUAUUCAUCAUGGACAAAGUCAACUUCAAGGUAUGGAGGAAUACAAAUUAAAAUAUCUUCACCAUUUCAUACAUACUUUUCGGGUUUCCUUGCAAGAAUUGGCUAAAUUUGUUCAAACUCAAGAGAAACUUGUCUGUGACUGUUAUGAGGAUAUCCACAUUAGUAAUCAUUCUAAAGGAUCGAAAAAACCAUAUGAGGUUAUUUUGUUGGAUGGUAUUUUUGUUGUUGAGCUUUUCUUGAAAAACCAUUUCCCUAUAAUGAGAGAGGACAGGGAUAUAAUAUUUGAUAACCCUUUGGUGGCAAGUGACAUUUUACAUGACUUGCUCCUUGUUGAAAAUCAACUCCCUUUGAGGUUCCUAACUGCAUUGUUCAACACUUUUGUUUCCAGCAAUGUGAAAAAAUACCUAGAUAAUAAUGCUGUGAAUCCUCCCUCUUUCAAUCAACUAGUACAGAAGUACUUCAAGAAUGUGUGUGGUAGUGGAGAGCUUUUUCUUAGAGAUAAUUUUUUCUAUGCAAAGCAUUUGGUUGAGUUCUUAUACAUUCUACACACACAAGAAAAAGAUAACAUUUUGAAGUAUAGAAAACUAGUUGGAAAGCAACUAGAUCAUGCCAGAUGUCCAACAGUAACCGAGCUCAAAGCAGCAGGAGUCAAGUUCAAACCUCAAAAGGGAGACCGUUUCUUGAAUGUUGCUUUUAUCCAAGAGACAGGAAUACUGGUGAUUCCACAAGUGACUGUAAAUGAUUCUGCUGAAACCUUUCUCCGAAACCUACUAGCCUUUGAACAGUCUGGAUAUCAUUCCAAGGAUAUAACAAGCUAUGUUAUCCUAAUGGACAACCUGAUAGACACUCCCAAAGAUGUCGAUGUUCUCGUCGAACAUAAAAUCCUAAAAAAUGAUCUUGGUAGCAGUGAUGACGUUGCACAACUGUUUAACAAUCUUCACAAAGAGAUCUUGAAUGAUCCAAGGGAAUUUCUUUAUCUUGAUCAAUGUCGCGAGCUGAAUGCUUAUAGCCGAGACUGGCUGCAUAAUUGGGAAGCAAAACGUUCCAAGUGGUUCGCAAUGUUGAGGAAUGAUUAUUUCGGCACUCCAUGGUCAAUCAUCUCUGUUUCUGCUGCUAUUGUGUUACUUGUCCUUACUAUAGUGCAGACUGUCUGUUCAGUGCUUCAAGUUAAGAUGGCCUAAGUUAGUUUGACAUUGUACACAAUAUGCAAAAGAAU
Messenger RNA from Oldenlandia corymbosa var. corymbosa, 1602 nucleotides. The record is from the annotation of a GenBank genome assembly. NCBI's taxonomy places the organism in Eukaryota, Viridiplantae, Streptophyta, Magnoliopsida, Gentianales, Rubiaceae.